Messenger RNA from Pelobates fuscus (common spadefoot toad), 6973 nucleotides. RefSeq names its product TOPBP1 interacting checkpoint and replication regulator (gene TICRR). The coding region runs from base 114 to 5852 and encodes 1912 amino acids. NCBI's taxonomy places the organism in Eukaryota, Metazoa, Chordata, Amphibia, Anura, Pelobatidae. Gene Ontology annotation, biological process: mitotic DNA replication checkpoint signaling; mitotic G2 DNA damage checkpoint signaling; response to ionizing radiation. Gene Ontology annotation, molecular function: chromatin binding. Gene Ontology annotation, cellular component: nucleus. The transcript has 22 exons. The record is from RefSeq and is a predicted model, not a curated record.
GGCCUGUCGCCUCGCGCGGCUGGUUUGAUCGUUCUGUGUGUGUGUUAGGACGAGGCAAGAUGGCGGAGUAGGGCUCCCCGGAGCAGAGCGGACCGCCAUCACUCCCGGUUGCCAUGGCUCCCUCCCAUAACGUGGUGCUGCUGGUGGACACCGCGGAGCCGGCAGCCAAACCCCGAGUCCGGCUCCUGUCCCUCCGGCUGCUCAAUUUCCUGACGUGCCGCGCCGGCCUCGGCCGGGUCCGCUGGAGUUACCGCUUCCUGAACUCGCUGGGCGGCCGCUGCCGGCCCCCGCGCCGCUCCGACCUGCGUGAGGUGGGCCCCCGGAGCUGGGGGGAGUUCGAGGAGGAGCUGGAGGCCUGCUGGGAGCGGGCCGGGCAGAGCCGGGCCUGUCACACCUCCAGCUCCCGGGCAAGCCUCACCCACACCGCCCUCAUGGACACCCUGUCCGACUUCCAAUGGGACCGGCCGGACAUCAGCUCCCCCACCAAACCCGUGCGGGCCCGGAGAGCCAGGAGAGGGCCGGCCGGGGGGGAGGCGGCUGUGGAGGCCCAGUCUGGGAGCCACGAUGGCGGUGGGAAUGCCGUGUUCCUGAUCGCUCCCUGCCCCCAUACCGCCAGCCAGCUCGGACACUUCACUACCGGCACCGGGGGGGACACUGGCGGGGGCACCGGCCUGCAGCAAGUCAUGGACAGACUCCUACCAAGGGGGCUGCAGAGCAUCAUCACCAGCAGGAGGGUCACCCUGCACUGGCUGGACACCAUGGACUGGGCACAGGUUUGGAAUUUGUCAGAGCAUUCUGGUUACUUGACAAUGGUGGAAUUAAUGCAGCUUAUUGGAGGAAGAGUUCUGCCAUCAGAAUCAUUACUACUUUCUUCAAGCCACCAACUAUCCUUUAGUCAUUUCAAUCCAACUACAAGUCUCAAUAUCCCCUGUGAUUCCAUUUUGAAUUAUGUAAUAUGCAGUGAGGCUGACCAUCGGCUGCUUUUUCCACAGCAAAAUGGUGUUGUUUUCUUCAUACCACUUGGUGUAGCUGCUGAUCGCUGGGAAUGCCCUGUCACGUUAGAACCUCUUUCCAUAAGCCAGAGACAUUCUAAGCGUUUAACUAUUCAGCUCAAAGGAAUUGUACAGCACUGGAGCCAAAAUCAGAAUAGUUCUCUUACUACAGAGACCUGGAUACUUCAAAAUUCCACUGAAGAUAUGUCAUGCUGUCACUUACCAGAGCUGCUGCGUACUCUUUUGUCUGGAAGACUACACAUGGCUGCUGAUGUAUUUACAGAUGAAGAUCUGUGCCCUAGAACAGGAGUCCUUACCCCUAUUUCACAGACAGCUGCAAUCCUUAAUGUGAUUUGCAGUGGUGAAAAAGAUGGAUUGGGCAAGUUUUGUUUACCUGAAAGUCUUGAUAACUGUGAGGAUACUUCUGACGACCUCUCUGACAUUGUAAGCAGUGCCCUCAGGAAUGUCUCUGCAUUCAGUGACCACACUUCAGUAUCUGAUCUUCCAGUACCAGAGUGGAUUAACCAAGAGCUUACUCAGAAAAGUCGAUGGAACUCUUCCAUUGUUGAAAAAUGGUAUUCCUUGUCUGGAGCCUCUGGUGUUAGCUGUUUCCUAAUGGAAUCAUUUAGGUUAAUCCAUGCAGGUGCUUGUGAUGAGGAUGAUCCAUUAACAUGUGAUCAGGAAAUCACACAUUAUCUGUCAGAUUACUAUGAGCUGAAAUCCAAUGAAGAGACGGGAAUUGCUGCACAAGGAGAAAAUCCCCAAAAACGUCUUCCAAGAACUCCAGUGCGGCAGAAAAUGAAAACCAUGCCCCGUGCUUUGCAGAUGCUUAAUGCUGCCAGGCUUAUUAAAGCUCAGAAAUCCCAGCCUGAUAAUGUUCCAGCUGUACCUAAUGAAAAGAAUUCCCAGGCAAAGAAGAGAACAUCAGACAAACAAGAUAAAGCAAAGUCCCUGAAAGUUACUGGUUUUAAAUCUGAAGAUGAACUGUUUGCCUUACUAAAUGAGGAUUAUGAGAAGGCUAUUUCUGUUCAGGAAGAUUCACUUCUAACUUGUGCCAAAAAUGCUAUAAGAACCAUCAGAUCAUACAUGAAAUCAAACCUCCCUGAACUUGUUGAGAUGGAUUGUGUGGGCAAAAUCAGACCUCUUUUGAAGACCAGCAAGACAAUUAGACAGCUUUAUGGGAAUAACCAGAAAAAAGAAACUAAACUUAGAGAAUGUCAAAUCCAAGUAUUUCUAAGGUUGGAAAUGUGUGCACAGUGUCCAGUUCUACAAACAAACACAGAUGACCUAGAGCAAACUGUUGAAGAGAUAACAGACAUGCUGCGUAUUAUCUCUUUAACAGAAGAUCCAUCGUUUCUCACAAAAUUUCUUAAUGAAAAUGUACUUGUAGAGUAUAUAACCGUGAUGCCUAAAAUCCUGGCAGAGAUCUACUUUAGUCUGGGGACACAGAUACCUGAGGAUUUGGCCUUAGUUCUUCCUGCAGAUGACGAGGACUCUAUUGUUCAUGAAGGCAUAAAGUCAGUAUAUUCUCAGCCAUCAGUCUCAAGGGUUCCCAGCAUUCCUCAACUAGUAACCGAGGAGGACCAGCUUGAAGAGCUGCGUACAAAAUCUGCCAGCAAAAGAAGUACCAUAACAAGACACAGGAGCAUUGCAGAAUCAUCCCAAGUAAUGCGUCAGAUUGAAAUUCCUAAGAAACAAACUAAUAAAGAAAACUUGUACUCCAACCCAGUUGUUAUGGUUGAGAAAUUAAAAAUGCCUGACCCAGUUAAACCAAAGAAAGACAGUGAAGCAACAAAAGCAAAGCGUACACUCUUUGAGAACAAAACACCAACAAAGAAAUGCCAUAAAAUGCCAAGAAGCCAAUCUGUAUCUGCAGUGGAGGAUCUUAAACAUAAACGCAGUAAAUCAAGUGAUGGCGUAAAAGAAAACUACAAGUUGCUGACCAAAAAAGUAUCAGAGACUCCAGUUCGUAAACAGAUAUCAAAUAGACUUCUGCAUAAGCAGAUUAAAGGACGGCAUUCUGAAUCCACAUCCAACAUCAGCAUAGUGGAGGAAUCACCAGAAAAAGAUAUAAAAGACAUUGAUGUACGAAGAAGCCCACGCAUUAAGCAGCUGGCAUUUUCACAGAGAAGCUCUUCUUUUUAUGCAUCUCAGCCAAAGUCUCGUAAUCUGGAAAGAGUCCAUUCAUUCACUCAACAACAACUUGAUGCUGAUCACACAGCAAACCGUUCUAUUUCAGAGAUCAAAUCACCUAAACUACUACUUUUUGGAGAAGUGUUAAAAAUGACUAGUCCUCCUGCAAAAAAAAUUCAUUUGGAUCGAGUAGAACGUGUUGAUUCUCAGGGUCGAGGGAAAACAAAGAGGAAUAUUUUAUCUAAAGAAAUUGAAGACCUUCCAGAAAAGGAAAGAUUGCUUCGAAAAUCCCCACGCACACCCAAAACGCCCAUUAGGAUUUCAGAUAGGCUAAAAACUCCUUCCAAGAGUACAUCAGAGAGAAAGAAAGCUGCAAAAAAUUUAGGUAAAAUGUUUUCGCCCAGUAAAGUAAAUGAACCCCCUCCUUCUAGGUCUUGUGGAAAAAGUGACAUCUUGGCACACGUGACACCUAAAAAAUCUGUUUCACAAAAUAACUUAUUUGUCUCUCCAUUAAGGAAUAAGAGGGAGCAAGCUAUAUCUCAAAGAGAGGACAUCCCUCAAUUUCCUGUUUCUAAAAGGAUACUUAGGACUCCUACAAAAAGUUCAAAUAGUGCAAUGCUGCAAUAUGUUUCAGGCACACCUACCAAAUCCCCUUACAAGUUGCUGGAAUCUGUGGCUCCAUUUUCCACUCCAAAUAGGUAUGUUUUUAGAACUCCACAGAAACCUAUUGUGGGUUCUGUAUCUCGAACACCUACACAAAAAGAGGAGAUUUGUACUCGUACGUUACAUUGUGCAAAUGAAUGUACUCCUGAAAAGCAAAUUCUACUUUCUCCUGCAAAACGUAUUUCUGCACAAUGGUCCAAAUCACCUCAUGGCAUGUCCAAGAGAAUAUAUGCCAAUUCUCCUUCACACAAACAUUCUUUGGAAAACAAUUCAAUUUUUCUUUGUGAUCAAACACAGAAAACAUCAUCACAACAUAUAAAACCUAGUUGUACCCCAAAAUUUACAAGUGCACUUGAACCCCCCUCAAAGUCAACUGAUGGACAUCCAUAUACCAAAGCAGAAGAAAGUUCUAAAGCACUGUCAAAUGUUUCAGUGCAUAUUCAGCAAGGAGCUUUUGAUGGGGAUAUUGAUUCUUGCCAAACUUCUACCCUUUCUAAGGAAUUUAUUUCACCAACUGCUCCUUCCAUUACAAAAGAUAUAUCAUCUCCGUACUUGAAAACCACUUUACUAUCCAACCAUUGUUCAACCAAAUGUAGAAUUGAACCUGUUGUGUUAUGUGAGAAGCUGGACCUUUCUACCUUAGAUAGCACCAAUUCAGAAUCAUAUCUUAGUGGUUCCCAAACUGAAGAAAGCAUUGAUAUAGCUGAUGCUGUUGUUGUGCCAACAGAAACAUCUGAACUUAAGAUGAAAGUUCUCUUUACUCGAAAAUCUUCUAACUCUGGUUUACAGAAUAGCCCAUCGGUGACACCAGCAUGUGGGAUUAACAAUGCAUCCACUAACUCAUCUUAUGGUCUGCGCUGUACUCCUGAUAGGAGACAAAGAGAAGCUGCAGCUCGUCUUGGAGAAACACAGAUACCUGCACAGUUCUCAACCCCUAAAAGUCACAAGUCUUUACUUGCUCCUGGUAUACCAACUUAUGAGGUUGAGCUAGAAAUGCAAGCAUCAGGCCUGCCAAAACUUCGCUUUAAACGUACGGACUCCGGUUCCACAGUUGAUAUGGAGACAGGUAAUAGAACAGAGUCUCCACUUGUAACUAGGAAAUGGAAAGGUGUAGAAAGCCCUUUUAGUGAGAAAUGGUGUAGUAAACAUACAACAAAACUGGAAUCUUCUUGUGUUUCUCCUUCAUUCUUGCGUUCUCAUGCUACACCUGGAAAAUGCAGCCACCAGACCCAUAUUUGUCUGUCAUAUACUCCAAACAGGUGCACUUCUUACACUUCCUCUCCAUCGCAAAUAGAUGUUGGGGUUCCUUGGACACCGUCCCCGAAAUUUAAGGAAAAAAAUGGUAGCGAUGCAAUUAAUAAUUGGCCCAGGAGGAAAAAAGCAUCGGCUUUAAAUUGUGUUUUAAAAGGAGAAAAAAAUCAAGAAUAUGCCGAUCUUCAUUCAAUUGAGGAAGAUGUUGGAGUUCUUUCAAAGCAGGAGGCUAGUAAAUCUUCAUCUUUGGAAGAUUUUGAACUUGAAGGGGUUUCAAAACUUCAGGAGAAAUCUCCCGUGCUGCAGUGGCAAGGUGACACUAGGGCAUUUAGACUUAAUUCAAGAAAAAGAAGCCUAGGAUUUCUAUCACCCACUAAAGAGACUCCACAAUCUAAGAGGCAGUGCAUCAUAAGUAAGGAGCGUAAUCUGGUCAGUGAGAGAAAUCAGUUGAUGGAUACAAUAGAAAUAAGCAGUCCAUGCCAAAGGUUAUCUUCAAACCAAAGCUCAUCACAGCAAAGUUCAUGUGAUGAUGACGUCUUCAGUAAUUCAGGUUUUACACCGCCCAACAAAGUACUGAAAAAUCCCCUGUCAACAAGUGCUCUUCUGACACUUACCCAGUCCCCAAUGCUGUACCAGGGCAAGACACCUUUAUCCAAGAGAAAGAUGAUGCAUGAUGUUGAAUCAGAGCAAAGUACGCCUAAACUGAAAAGACCAGCGCUUCCAUCAUCGGAUUCGGAUGACUCUCCUUUCGUUAAAGGAGUUCCUGUUCGCACAAGCAAUAGAAUCUACAGUCGCAAGAAAUUAAUCCCCUAGUUAUUGUUUUCUGUGAGGGUCUUUGCCUAUAUUUUGAUAGGCUUAUAAAUUAUUUGAUUGCAAACUCUUAUAACGGAUUCAUUCGCUUUGUGUAAUGUGUACACCAAACCUUUUUGCCAUAUAUGGCUUCUCCAGUUAGACCUACCAAUACAAUAUCUAGAAUUCAAGUGGAAUGCAAUUGUAAGCUGCUGAUGAUACUUUAUACACUAUGAGAUCACAGACACUUUAUUCCCAUGUGCUGUUUUACUGCAUGGGUGCUGUGUUCUUUUAUAAACCGUGUUUAAAUCUGAAUCCUAAAAUGCUGCUUUCAAAAGGGUUUGUCAUAAGUCAAAUACUAUUCAGUUUGAACUGAUGAUUUUACAUGUGAAUAUUUUUGUUGGGGUUUUUGCUUGUUUAUUCUUCGUGUAAUUCUCUUAUUCUUCAUGUAAUAGCCAUGGUACAAAAUCUCAUUGAUAUUGAAAGGUAAAUGCAUCUGACUAGAAUUACAUUUAGCUUCAGUUAAAAGCAUUGUUUCCCUUCAUCAGUUCCAAAUUUUGAUAUUUCUGGGGCAUCAAAGGAUAAGCUUGGUGAAUAUAUCUGGUUAAUGGUAUCUAGCCCCUGGUUGUUGGAGCCUAAGCUAUUACUUUAUUUCUUGGCUAACAUCUUCAGUAGGUAUAACAGUGUCAGUUAUUCAGGAACAGGUGAUGUUGGGAAUUCAAAGUUUAAGUCAAGAAUUUUAAGAUAUUUUGGUAUAAAAUUGGAAAUUCACUUAACUCCCAACAGUUUCCAUUUUUGUACAUAACACUGAUUUGUCUCUUCCUCCUAAAAGGAGACUUGUUUUUUGUCCAUAGUGUCUCUUAACUAAAAUAUUAUCUUUACUCUUUUUCCAUGGGAGAAAACUACCUCUUGGUAGUUUUCUUCAAGCUUUUUUAACACAAUUACUGUGAACACAGUAGAAAAGAUUUUGUGGUUGGAUGUAAAUAAUUCAAAUUGAUGAAUUUAAUGUGCGUGCUGGUCUGUUUGUGCUUACUAUUCUAUUUGUACAGAAAAUUAGACAUAUUUGAAUGUUAAAACGUACAGAUUUUGCUAAAGACUUAAACAUUAUUUUAUGAUGUACUUUAUAAUAAACUGCAGUUUCAAUA